AUGGCAACGGCAACAGCAACGGCCCCUACCUUCACUCUGUUCCUCGGAACAUUUAUCCAUCUUCCCCGCAAACCAACUGGUGUGGACUCAGAUGCGAAAUGGAGACCUGAACUUGAGAUCAAUCACGGCGCGUUAUGGGUUUCGAAUAGCGACGGCAAGAUUGCGGGGUUUGACUGGUCUUUCUCACCAGGUGACGGCAACGUGAAGGCGUUGACGGACAAGUUGGGGCUGAGCGGAAAGGUCACGGAGGUGGUGCGCGCAAGGGAGGAGAGGAAUGAGUUUUUCUUCCCCGGGUUUAUCGAUACACACAUCCACGCCCCGCAAUACCCCAACUCGGGCAUCUUCGGCUCCUCAACUCUCCUCGACUGGCUUGAAACAUAUACCUUCCCCCUCGAAUCCUCCUUCAGCGACACCUCCAAAGCCCGCGCCGUCUACUCGCGCGUCAUCGCCCGCACCCUCGCAAACGGCACCACCUGCGCCUCCUACUUCGCCACCAUCCACGUCCCCGCCACCAACCUCCUCGCCUCCCUCUGCCACGCCCGCGGCCAGCGCGCCCUCAUCGGCCGCGUCUGCAUGGACAACCCCUCCUUCUGCCCGGACUACUAUCUCGACUCCUCGCCCGAAUCAUCCGUCACGAAAUCCAAGGAAACAAUCGCCCACAUCCAUUCCAUCGACCCAGACAGCACGCUUAUCAAACCCAUCCUCACCCCGCGCUUCGCGCCCACCUGCUCCCCGCCCGCCCUCCGCGGCCUCGCCCAGCUAGCGCAGUCCUACAAUCCCCCGCUCCACAUCCAAACCCACCUCUCCGAAAACACAGGCGAAAUAUCUCUCGUCCGCGAGCUAUUCCCCCAAAGCAAAGACUACACGUCUGUGUAUGAUGACUUCGGCCUCCUCACGCCGCGAACCAUUCUCGCGCACGCGGUGCAUUUAUCCCCGUCCGAGCGGGAACUGAUCGCCGCGCGAGGUGCAAAGGUAUCGCAUUGCCCUGCGUCGAACUCAGCGCUGGGGAGCGGGAUCUGCGCCGUGAGGAAGUUGCUAGAGGCUGGUGUGGAGGUUGGACUAGGGACCGAUGUGAGCGGCGGGUAUAAUUGUAGUGUGCUUGAGGCGGUGCGGCAGGGGUGUCUUGUUUCGAGGCUUCUACGGCAUAGCCGGACUGAUGAUACUGGUGAUGGGGACGAUGGUGAGGAGGUGCUGAGUGUAGAGGAGGGGCUGUACCUUGCUACGCGGGGCGGCGCGGCGGUUGUGGAUCUGGCGGGGGAGAUUGGGGGUUUUGAGGUGGGGAUGAGUUUUGAUGCGCAGAUGGUGAGGUUGGGUCAUACACAUUCGUCUCCGUCGCCGGCGGAGGCAGCGGCCGAGCACGGGGUUGUAGAUGUGUUUGGGUGGGAGUCGUGGACGGAAAAGGUGCAUAAAUGGGUGUGGACAGGGGAUGAUCGGAAUGUAAGGGCUGUUUGGGUCAGGGGGCGACUGGUUCACUCAUUGGAUGAAGGACAAUCACAAUUGGGUGUGAGCAGACCGCAGAGAAAGAAGGCUACGUGGACAGGGACAGGGAUGGGCUGGGAGUCGAGGUGGUGGUUGUGUGGCUUGGGAUUCGUGAGUGCUUGGUUUGUUUUUGAUAGAGUCAUGCGGUAA
Aspergillus lentulus is the source of this 1629-nucleotide messenger RNA. NCBI's taxonomy places the organism in Eukaryota, Fungi, Ascomycota, Eurotiomycetes, Eurotiales, Aspergillaceae. The record is from RefSeq and is a predicted model, not a curated record.